CGUGUGUGUGUGUGUGUGUCUGUUGGAACAGCUGAAGCCCCGGAUCGUCAGGAAUGCGGUAGAUGGUGAGAGAUUCAGGACUUUUAUGGAAAGCAGAGACUGGCUGAGACGUAACUUCACCCGAACGACAUUGAGUUGGACUCACAGGCAGCGCGCUCGUCUCCGCGUCGGCCACUUUGGAUUGGAGUUUAUUCGCUUUAUUUAUUUACCGACGCCCAGUCUUCUGUGCCGCAAGGAUAUCAAUUUGGGGAAAAAAAACAAAACCUGACGGACGUACCUGUUUUAAGAAAGGUGUUCAAAAGUAAGUCCAGUGCCCAGUCAAAGUGUCUAUAAGGCGUAGCCAUGACUGAUGUGGCACAAAAAACUGAGAUCCUUCUCUCUACUUCCAAACCUAUUGCAAAAUCCUAUGUGCCCAAACUGGGCAAAGGGGAUGUAAAGAACAAGUUUGAGACAAUGCAAAAGGCAAGGGAGGAAAGAAGCAGAAGAAGAAAUCAGGAAGAGCACCAGAGAAGGAGGGAACAGUACAUUAGAGAAAAAGAGUGGAACCGAAGGAAACAAGAGCUUAAAGAAUUACUCGCUUCAGACGAUGAGGAAGACACUAAGCCAGCAAAACCAGAUAAAUCUUACGUGCCGAAGAUAACAGGAAGUGUGAAAGGCAAAUUUGCAGAGAUGGAGAAGCAAAGAAAAGAAGAAGAAAGAAAAAAAACAGUAGAGGAAAGAAAGCGCCGGCUAACGCAGGACUUGGUGGAAAAGAAGAAGAUUCAACGGGAGCUGGCAAAGAAGGCACAGGAGGAAGUUGAAGAUACAAGUGUUGUUGAAGAAACACCAUCAAAAACGGCCAAAAAUCCAGGCAAAAUUAAACUCAACUUUGAAGAACUAGAAAAAGUCAGGGAGGAGGAAGAGAAGAAGAAAACUGAAGAAGAGAAAAAAAAGAGAUACGAACACCACCGGCGUUCCUUCCGUGAGGCAAAGCGCCAGUCAUCAACUAUGUUGCAAGAGGAUGCACCGAUUAAAGAAUGCAAAGAGCAGAUCACUCCCAGAAAACUUAAGAUGACUUUCGAGGAAGGAGAAAAGGAAAGACAGGAACUUCAAAAAAGGCAAACUGAAGAGGAAGCCAAGAAAAGACUUGAAGAGGAAAAGCGAGCUUUUGAAGAAGCCAGACUCCAAAUGGACAAUUUAGAUGAGGAUGAUUUGGAAUCCAGUCCUACAAAAGAAGAGUUCCGUCCAGGAAAACUAAAGCUAAGCUUUGAAGAGCUUGAAAGGCAAAGAAUUGAGGAAGAGAAAAAGAAAGCUGAAGAAGAAGCUAAAAGGCGCAUUGAAGAAGAAAGGAAAGCCUUUGCUGAAGCCAGAAAAAGCAUGGUAUUAGAUGAAGAUGAUGAAGUUCUUGCAGCAAUUCUCUCAAAAGAAUCCCUCAAGCCAGGUAAACUUGCAAUAAGCUUUGAGGAGCUAGAAAAACAGAGACAGCAAGAAGAGCAAAAGAAAGCCGAGGAAGAAGCAAAAAAAAGGCUGGAAGAGGAGAAAAGGUUCUUUGCAGAAGCGCGGAAAAGUAUGAGUCCAGUCCAGGAUCAGGAAAGUUCUCUGCUGAAGAAUUAUGGAGAGGAUGAUGUUCUAGAUGAAGAGGACACCAUUUCCAAAUGUGAUUCUGAAGAGGCUCUGUCACCUGGCAAACUGGAAAUAAACUUUGAAGAACUGCAAAGACAAAAAGAGGAAGAAGAACGAAGACGUACUGAAGAAAAACGCAGGGAAAAACUGGAAAUGGAAAAACAAGAAUUUGAGAUACUCAGACAAGAGAUGGGAGAGGAAGAAGUGAACGAAUCAAAUGAGGUUGUGAGUAGAGAAUAUGAGGAACUAAUAAAGCUAAAAAGAACUGGCACAAUACAAGCAAAACAUUUGAAGUCUAAGUUUGAGAAGAUUAAGCAACUUACGGAAGAGGAAAUACAGAAGAAAAUUGAGGAGGAAAGAGCCAGAAGAAAGGCAAUUGAUCUUGAAAUAAAGGAGAGAGAGGCAGAAAAAUUCCAAGAGGAUGACGAGGAAGAACAAACAAAAAUACACAGAGCUGAGGAUGCACCAUUCAAACACAAAGUGGAUAUGAAAGCUCGGUUUGAGCAGAUGGCCAGAGCAAGAGAGGAAGAAGAAAGGAGGAGAAUUGAAGAACAGAAAAUUUUAAGAAUGCAGUUUGAACAACAAGAAAUUGACGCAGCCUUACAAAAAGCAAAAGAGGAAGAGGAGGAAGAAGGAAGCACCAUUAAUGGCUCAUCAGUGUAUGAAGAGGAUGAAGAUCAUGCCAGAUCAGGGGCCCCAUGGUUUAAGAAACCUCUUAAAAACCUCUCUGUGGUUGAUGCUGAACCGGUUCGAUUCACUGUAAAAAUCACUGGAGAACCAAAACCAGAGGUUACUUGGUGGUUUGAGGGGGAAAUGCUUCAGGACUGUGAGGACUAUCAGUAUAUUGAAAGAGGAGAAACAUAUUGCCUUUACCUUCCGGAGACCUUUCCUGAAGAUGAAGGAGAAUAUAUGUGUAAAGCAGUCAACAGCCGUGGGACAGCUGCUAGUACAUGUAUUCUAACUAUUGAAACUGAGGACUACUGAAAUCCUGCUUUACUGGAUCUUUUUUCUUUACUUCCCUUUCACUCCAUCUUUUCUAUGGUGGGGCCAAAGCCAAAUAUGUAUUAAAAAACAAAAACCAUUCCUGUAAGGAUUAAAAACAAAAAAUGCAUCAAACACUGCUUACCAUUUUGGUAUCCAUUCUAUAAACUUCAAAUGUCUUUUUCCUUGAUAUCAUUGCACUUACUGAUAGAUACCUUUAUACGCUGAGUGACUGUAUACCAUAAUACAAUGAGUGCAACCGGACUUUUGAUACACACAAUGCAUAAUGUAAGGAAGUGGUAGAGUACUCAAAUAGUAAAUGCUGGCAAGUACACACUUUUCUUGUGGCUAACUUGAAGCCCGCCUUAAU
This is a messenger RNA of Erpetoichthys calabaricus (reedfish), 2953 nucleotides long. RefSeq names its product nexilin (F actin binding protein) (gene nexn). Gene Ontology annotation, cellular component: axon; plasma membrane. NCBI's taxonomy places the organism in Eukaryota, Metazoa, Chordata, Cladistia, Polypteriformes, Polypteridae. The transcript has 15 exons. Gene Ontology annotation, biological process: axon guidance; dendrite self-avoidance; homophilic cell-cell adhesion. The coding region runs from base 343 to 2586 and encodes 747 amino acids. Gene Ontology annotation, molecular function: cell-cell adhesion mediator activity. The record is from RefSeq and is a predicted model, not a curated record.